AUGUUUGACUUGAGCGGUAAAAAUAUUGUUUACGUCGGCGGCUUCAGUGGCAUUGGCUACCAGGUGUGCCAAGUUUUGAUGAAGAUGAAGAUAAAUCACUUGAUUGUGAUGGGUCGGAUGGAGAAUAUGGAGAUGAUGCAGAAGUUACAAGCUGAAAAUAGCUCUGUGAAAACGAUGUUCAUUCAUAUGAAUCUGAUGGACCGCUCCAGUAUGGAACAGGCAGUUAAGCAGAUGAUGGGUGCUAUCAAACAGAUCGAUGUUUUGAUUAAUGGUGCUGGCGUGUUGGCCGACAAGGAUAUGGAAACCACAAUGACUGUGAAUUUGAUGGGAAUGAUGAAUAUGGUUUGGAUGAGCAUGCCUUAUAUGGAUAAAAUGCAAAUGGGCCAAGGUGGUAUUGUGAUGAACAUUGCCUCCGUCUAUGGAUUGGAACCUGCUCCUGCCUUCCCAGUAUAUGCCGCUGCUAAGCAUGGCGUCAUUGGCUUUACACGCUCAAUGGCUGAUCAACAGCAUUAUCAACAUACCGGUGUUGCCUUCAUCACAGUUUGCCCUGGCCUCACUACCAGCGAAAUGAUGAUGAAUUUACGGGAGAAAUCAAUGAUGGGUCAGCAGUCAUAUGUUGGAGAAAUGAUUGAAGCGAUGAAUAAGGCUAAACAACAAUCGCCCCAGGAGUGCGCGAUGAAUAUGGUCAAGGCGAUGGAGAUGAUGAAAAAUGGUGCUGUUUACAUGUGCAACAUGGGGCAACUGAAGGAGGUGAUGCCAACCAACUACUGGCAUAUGUAAAAAAAAAAAUUCUCUUCAACCAAGAAACCCUAAGAAUGACAGUUGAAGAAAAUAAAAAAAUUUAAAUCAGCAAUAUUAAAA
Messenger RNA from Ceratitis capitata (Mediterranean fruit fly), 861 nucleotides. It is a transcript of the gene Fbp2, whose product is annotated as fat body protein 2. The record is from RefSeq and is a predicted model, not a curated record. Bases 1 to 780 code for a protein of 259 amino acids. The transcript is spliced from 4 exons. Gene Ontology annotation, cellular component: cytoplasm. Gene Ontology annotation, molecular function: alcohol dehydrogenase (NAD+) activity. Lineage: Eukaryota; Metazoa; Arthropoda; Insecta; Diptera; Tephritidae.